GUUAGUCAGUCAGUCAUUAGCAUCUAAAGUGGUGAACACCUGCGGAACACCCCUUCCUUCCUAUGGCUCAAUGGUUUUGUCGUUAGACUUGUUUUUGCUAAAAAUGGUUUUCAAAAUAAUAAGGUGUUUAUAAUGUUAUACGAUAUUAUACAUUACAUUAAACAUUGCAUUACAAUGUUAUUAAGUGUUUAAACAAAACUUUUGGUUAACUUUUUGGACAAAAUAUGGAUUUUGAAAAUCACAAUAAUUUUGGAUCAGUUCGCAAAUUAAGAGAUCGUUUUGAACAAAAUAAUUGUCACUAUAAUAGUCUCAAAAGUCAACCGCCGACUAAAAGAUAUACUACAGAUAUUCAACAAUUGAUUCGUAGCCUUGACUAUAGCGACAAUAAACUAGACAUAAAAAACAGUCGAAAACCUGAAAUUAAGGCCAAACCGAAAGUUACAAAUAAUUUUUGUCAAAAACUGAACCAAACUUUAAGUAAUGACAAACAAUUUAAUGCCACUAAAACUCGACACACUUUUGCUGCACCCGAUGUCGACACUCUCGAAGCAAAUUUAGUUGAUGUCAGUACUGGACAUACAUCUCAGCUAACGGUUCCCAAUCCUGUUCCCAAACCUCCCCGUACUUUUGCACACGAUGUCUAUCUGGAGCUUAAGUUUAACAAAAAUAAGACCAAUUUCAUCAAUAAUAGCAACAAUAAUGUGAUAACUAAUAAACUUUCAAAUUUAGAAGUCGACAAAAUUAUGGCCUUAUAUUCAAAGCCUAACAAAACAAAUAAACUGAAAGAUAAUAAUAGACUCAGAUCUCAAAGUGACUCUUCAGUAAUGGAUAAGACGCUUACGGAUACCACUAAUGAUAAUAUAUAUGACGACAUCAUUAUUGGCAAAAAUUGUGAUAAAAAGUUUAAAUUAAAAAUUUUAAAACAUUUGUCGUGUCUUAGAUUAAAGCCUCACUAAACACAUUAUAAUA
This is a messenger RNA of Oppia nitens, 969 nucleotides long. RefSeq lists its product as uncharacterized. The transcript is spliced from 2 exons. Bases 225 to 956 code for a protein of 243 amino acids. NCBI's taxonomy places the organism in Eukaryota, Metazoa, Arthropoda, Arachnida, Sarcoptiformes, Oppiidae. The record is from RefSeq and is a predicted model, not a curated record.